Messenger RNA from Chenopodium quinoa (quinoa), 804 nucleotides. RefSeq lists its product as uncharacterized. The record is from RefSeq and is a predicted model, not a curated record. Lineage: Eukaryota; Viridiplantae; Streptophyta; Magnoliopsida; Caryophyllales; Amaranthaceae. The transcript has a single exon. Bases 1 to 804 code for a protein of 267 amino acids.
AUGAGAAAACUGACUUCAGUAAGCCUGUUGUACUUGUUCAGCAAUGUCACUAUUUUAAGGAAAGCUCUUAGAGUGCAUGCCAUAGAGAAUAGGUAUGAACACUAUUUUUUGCACAAUGAUAGUAGUAGGGUAACUAUUCAGUGUAGGAACAGAUGUGGAUGUAAGUAUCAAACAAAGACAAGUAGGAUGCCUUUGUGUACAUGCAAGGGUGGAGUGAAGUGCAAUUUCAAGAUCCAUGCUAUUAAGUUAGUUAGACAGCAGACUUUGCAAAUAAAAACCAUGAAGUUACAGCAUAGAUGUGUGAGAAGCAGGGAGAACAAGAAGGUCACUGCAGAGUUCAUUGCAGAGAGGUACCUUGAGGAGUUCAGAACUAACCCAACAUGGAAGGUAAAGCAUAUCACGGGUAGGGUGCUGCAAGACCUGGGGGUUGAAGUGACCUACUACAGGGCUUGGAUGGCAAGAUGUAGAGCUAAGUUGAUAAUUUUUGGUUCAGCAAGAGAGAAAUAUGCAAGGGUCUGGGAUUAUGGUAAGGCUGUAAUGAAAUACAACCCAGGGUCUUAUUGUAAUGUGGUGGUAGAUGGCAUUGACCACCCUGAGCCUCCCUUGUUUAUGAGAAUGUUUGUUUGUUUAAGGCCUUUAAAAUAUGGGUUCUUGAAGGGUUGUAGGUCAAUCAUUGGGGUGGAUGGCUACCACUUAAAAGGAGCUUACCGAGGCCAGAUUUUAGUUGUAGUGUCCAAAGAUGGAAACAACAGCAUUUUCCCUAUUUCUUGGGCAACAUGUGAGGUUGAAAACAGGGAGAAUUAG